Rosa rugosa (rugosa rose) is the source of this 1890-nucleotide messenger RNA. RefSeq names its product MLO-like protein 1. Gene Ontology annotation, cellular component: membrane. Lineage: Eukaryota; Viridiplantae; Streptophyta; Magnoliopsida; Rosales; Rosaceae. The coding region runs from base 222 to 1733 and encodes 503 amino acids. The transcript has a single exon. Gene Ontology annotation, biological process: defense response. The record is from RefSeq and is a predicted model, not a curated record.
UUUGUCUUCCCAAUCUAGAACCUGCGUACCAAACGCGUCCUUAGAGUUACUCUGUCACUCAAGAGUCAAUUACUUCCUCCCCCAGUUUGGUAGUGAGUUACAACUAAUAAUGAAGGCUCACAUGUUAUUCCUAUAAUAACAUCAGUGCACUGAACUUAACUUAACUUUGGGGGCAGAAGACUUAGGAGGAAGAAGAUAAAAAGGAAAGAAACAAAAGUACGAUGAGUGGUGGUGAGGAAGAGAAAACGCUAGAGUACACGCCCACAUGGGUUGUUGCGGCGGUCUGCACCGUCAUAGUGGCCAUUUCUCUGGCUCUGGAGCGUCUGCUCCACUACGGCGGCAAGUUCUUGAAGAAGAAGGACCAGAAGCCUCUGUAUGAAGCGUUGCAGAAAGUGAAGGAAGAGCUUAUGCUGUUGGGCUUUAUCUCGCUCCUGCUCACCGUUUUCCAGAAUGUAAUCGCCAAAAUCUGCGUGAAGCACGGAGUCAUGGAGCAUCUUCUUCCUUGUAAACUCGAAGCGGAAGCGGAAAACACCACUUCCCAUUUUGCCCAUUUCCGGCGUCUGGCGGAGGAAACCACCGCGGCCCAAAGUGGGUAUUGCGAGGCAAAGGGUAAGGUACCGUUGCUAUCUACAGAGGCACUGCAUCAUCUUCAUAUCUUCAUCUUUGUUCUGGCCAUUGUUCAUGUGGUGUUCUGUGUUUUGACUGUGGUCUUCGGAGGGAUGAAGAUCCGGCAAUGGAGAGCGUGGGAGGAUGCGAUCGCGGCACAGAAUUAUGACUCCCAACAAUUUAUUAAUAAAAAGCAUAAGUUUACUCGUGUUCAGGAGCAUGCUUUUAUCAAAGAACGGUUUCUGGGAAUGGGUAAAAAUUCAGCCUUGUUGGGCUGGAUUCAUUCUUUUUUCAAGCAAUUUUAUGCAUCUGUUACAAGAUCGGAUUAUGUGACGUUGCGGCUGGGUUUUAUUAACACCCACUGUAAGGCGAAUCCCAAGUUUAAUUUUCACAAGUACAUGAUCCGAGCUCUGGAAGAUGAUUUCAGAAAAGUGGUGGGUAUAAGUUGGUAUCUUUGGGUGUUUGUGGUCAUUUUCUUGCUGCUGAAUGUGAAUGGUUGGCAUACUUAUUUCUGGAUUGCUUUCCUGCCUUUCUUUCUUUUAAUUGCUGUGGGGACUAAGCUUGAGCAUGUGAUUACCCAAAUGGCUCAUGAUGUUGCUGAGAAACACAUAGCCAUAGAGGGGGAUCUAGUAGUUACACCAUCCGAUGGCCACUUUUGGUUUGGAAAGCCUAAGCUUGUGCUCUUCUUGAUUCAUUUCAUCCUUUUCCAAAACGCUUUCGAGAUUGCGUUUUUCUUCUGGAUUUGGGUUCAGUAUGGUUUCGACUCCUGCAUCAUGGGGCAAGUGCGCUACAUUGUGCCCAGGCUUGUCAUUGGGGUGUUCAUUCAGGGGCUGUGUAGUUAUAGUACUCUGCCACUCUAUGCCAUUAUCACACAGAUGGGGACCUCCUUCAAGAAAGCUAUAUUUGAGGACCAUGUGCAAGUAGGCCUUGUUGGUUGGGCUCAAAAGGUUAAGAAAAAGAAGGCCGCUGCUGCUGACGCCUCCAGCUCUGGCUCUGGUUCUGUCCAAGCAAGUUCCCAUGGUGGUAUUGGCUCUGCUCUCGGAAUUCAGAUGGGGAAACUUGCUAAGAAGGCAACUAAGCCGGAGGAGAAUAUUUCAGUACAGAAGAAGGAGGAGGAGAAUAACUGAAAAGUAUGUGUUUUUUGUAGAAUGAAUUAGCAAUAGUCGUUGUAUUGAGAUUCCAGAUCUUCUGCUUGUUUUUGCUUGACUUCUGAUCUAAGCUUGUUACUUCCAAUUAUCAAUGGAAAUGACUCUGGAUUCUAGUGAGUGAUACUCACAGUUAUCA